Alligator mississippiensis (American alligator) is the source of this 4889-nucleotide messenger RNA. RefSeq names its product CBFA2/RUNX1 partner transcriptional co-repressor 2 (gene CBFA2T2). Gene Ontology annotation, molecular function: transcription corepressor activity. The transcript is spliced from 11 exons. Gene Ontology annotation, biological process: DNA-templated transcription; negative regulation of DNA-templated transcription. Gene Ontology annotation, cellular component: nucleus. Bases 252 to 1964 code for a protein of 570 amino acids. Lineage: Eukaryota; Metazoa; Chordata; Crocodylia; Alligatoridae. The record is from RefSeq and is a predicted model, not a curated record.
GGAUCCAUCUGUGUUUCCCUGGAAUUGGACAGGCAGCUCUAGUCAGUGAGAAAUCGCAGAUGUGAGGGAACUGACACAUGUCCAGCUAAUGAAAGGAGAAAGGAAGGCUGGUCGCAGGCUGUGCUGGAAGAUUACGAGCAGAAAAAAAGAAAACAUUUCAUUUAUAUUUCAAAGAAAAUAGGUGUAUUUGACAGCAGCUGGAUUGUUGUAACCUCAGUGUUUAGGUUGCUAACGAGAAGAGGUUGCCAGUGAUGCCUGGAUCCCCUGUGGAAGUGAAGAUACAGUCAAGAUCCUCUCCUCCCAGCAUGCCGCCUCUGCCACCCGUGAACCCAGGAGGCCCUCGGCCAGUGUCCUUCACCCCUACAGCAUUGCCUAAUGGUAUUAACCAUUCACCCCCAACACUCAAUGGGGCACCAUCUCCGCCCCAGAGGUUCAGCAACGCUCCUGCCUCCUCCUCCUCACUGACCAAUCAGCAACUUCCAGCUACCUGUGGGGCCCGGCAACUCAGCAAACUAAAGCGCUUCCUUACCACCCUUCAGCAGUUCGGCAAUGACAUUUCCCCAGAGAUUGGGGAGAAGGUGCGGACACUUGUCCUAGCAUUGGUGAACUCAACAGUGACAAUUGAAGAAUUUCACUGCAAGCUCCAAGAAGCCACCAACUUCCCUCUACGUCCCUUUGUGAUUCCAUUUCUGAAGGCCAACCUUCCACUGCUGCAGAGGGAGCUGCUGCAUUGUGCCCGAGCUGCCAAGCAAACACCAUCCCAGUACCUGGCCCAGCAUGAGCACAUUCUUCUCAACACAAACACCACAUCCCCAGCUGACUCCUCUGAGCUGCUGAUUGAGGUGAAUGGAAAUGGAAAAAGACACAGUCCAGACAGAAGAGAAGACAGUAGUUUUGAGAGAGAUCCACUGCCAUCUGAGCCUCCUGCCAAGAGAGUGUGCACCAUUAGUCCGGCUCCUCGGCACAGUCCCGCUCUGACCCUUCCACUCAUGACUUCUGCUGGGCAGUUCCACCCAACCCCACCUCCUCUUCAACACUACACCUUGGAAGACAUUGCAACUUCCCAUCUUUACAGAGACCCCAGCAAGAUGCUUGAGCACAGGGAUAUGCGUGACAGACACAGCGGUCUUGGUUUGAAUGGAGGCUAUCAGGAUGAGCUGGUGGACCACCGGUUAACAGAGAGAGAGUGGGCUGAUGAGUGGAAGCAUCUUGAUCAUGCAUUGAAUUGCAUCAUGGAAAUGGUGGAGAAAACUAGGCGCUCCAUGGCAGUUCUGCGACGUUGUCAAGAGGCUGACCGGGAGGAGCUGAACUACUGGAAAAGGCGUUAUAGUGAGACUGCAGACACACGGAAGGGUGGGAGUGAACUCAUCUCAAGGCAACAGAGUCCUGGGAGCUCCGACUCCAUCAGCAGCGAUUCCCUGCGGGAGUUCAGCAGCAGGUCGGGGACAGGCUAUGUCACUGAAGAGAUAUGGAAAAAAGCUGAAGAAGCUGUGAAUGAGGUGAAGCGCCAAGCCAUGUCUGAGGUACAGAAAGCUGUUGCUGAGGCCGAGCAGAAAGCAUUUGAAAUGAUUGCAUCUGAGAGGGCUCGAAUGGAGCAAACCAUUGCAGAUGCAAAGCGCCAGGCUACAGAGGAUGCUUUCCUGGUAAUAAAUGAGCAGGAAGAAUCUACGGAGAGCUGUUGGAACUGCGGCCGCAAAGCCAGCGAGACCUGCAGUGGAUGCAACAUUGCCCGGUACUGUGGCUCUUUCUGCCAGCACAAAGACUGGGAGAGGCAUCAUCGAAUCUGUGGACAGGGGUUACACAGCCAGGUGAAGCCACUUGCCCUGCCCACAGGGCGCUCCUCUGCAGCAGCUGCCAAAGCAGUUGAUGGAGUACCAAGUCCAGCCCUGGAGAAGACCUCUGCAACCACCUCGCGAUCUUCUACCCCAGCCUCUGUGACAGCAAUAGACACGAAUGGACUCUAAAUAACAAGGUUUUGUUUAGUACAUUUUAUUAAUUUUCCUAUUUUUAGACCUAAAACCCCCUUGCAGUUCAUGACAAUUUGUCAAAACUAUACCAACUACUCUAGAACACUGAUACUCUGGCUAAUGUUUGUGGGGCUUUUCCCAUGCCGUUAUACUCUCUUACAGUUCAUAAGGAACUCAUGCCAGCCUUGCCUCAACACUGGUCUCUAACAAGUCUUGCAUCCAGAGAGCACAUCACUAGGACUGUAAGGACUAUGGUGUCUCCCUUUUUAUUUUAACUUAACUUUAUGGAAAGAGUUUUUGCAGUGGCACGCGAGAGAACCAGGCUAGCCACAUACAGUUAAGGAUGUUCUAAAUAAGGGUGAUGUGUGCUGUACUCCUUUCUACAGGGCAGCUAGGUUACCUGAAUGGUCACCUUGCUCAGCUGCUCCUCUCCUCUUGCUGGGUAGGCAUUUAACUUAUUUCAGGACACUGCAUCUUAUAUGGCGCUGUACCAGCAAAGCCAGCAGUCCCCACCAGUUAUUUGGCAGAGCUGUUUAUCCUCAUGGAAGAUGCUCAUUUGCCAGCACAGUGUAAAAUGAGCAGGUUUUUUUGGUUUUAACUCUCCCCACCUUCCCCCAUAUCUCAGAGACUGCAAGGACUGGGUACUCCAGAAGAGAGGAGGAUUCUGUUCUGCUGAAGAAAGAAUCUAAAACAAGUCACAAAACCUGAGUUCAUAAGUUGAUUGCUUUUAUAUGGCCCCCUUUUUAACUCCUUUCUCUAACUGGACAGUCCAGUGUUUUAUCAGUUUGGGUAGAAACCUCUACGUUCAUGGACUGAAUUCAGACCAUACGCAGACAUUUCAUAGUUGUCUAGUGCCCCUUCAGAGUGCAUAGAGUUAUUUUUGCUGUGCAGAAAGCACUUGUCCACUACAUGGAAAUUGUUGGGUUUUGAGUUCUUGAUUUUGUUUUUAUUAAGCAAAUCUUCACACUACUGCAAAUCAUCAUUUAUAGUCUAUUCUUUCCAAGCAUAUUAGCCAAACUAUUUAAAAAUAAAAUCAGAGCUUCAUAUUUCACAUCAAUUUUUAAAGCAUCCAAGCCUAAUGGAAAUAGCAGAGCUCUGCUCUGUGCUCAACCUUAAUUCUAGCCAUGUAUUUUCCUUACAGGGAAAUGCAACUCUUAACACCUGGUUGCACUGCAGUGUUUAAUCAUCUUGUUCAGCAUUUGAAGCUGUUCUAAAGAUGACUUAUUAGACAAUUGAAAUCUAGCCGGAUUGUGACAUUCUGUCCAAAUUUUGCUAAACUGGCUAUAAGUAGCUGUUUGGGUGUGAAGGGAAUUUUCUAAUCUAGGACGUGGUAUGUGUCCAACAUUGACCAAACUGGUUCAGUGUGUGCAAGGCGUACAGAGUUUGCCUGGAGGAUUCAUCUAAAGAUGCCCUACAAGAGCUUGUUAGAUGUGUAGCUAAUUCAACUGGAAUCGGCAUGUGCUUGAUUCAAGAUUCACACAGAUUCCUCAUGCUGCAUACCAGUAAGAUCUAGAACAUUGACUGUUGAAUAGGAUUUGUUACUUAGACUUUUCUUGUGUGAUCUUUGGAUUGGUGCCAAACAAGACAAAUAGUUCCCAAAUUCAAUGUGAUCAUUUAAAAAAAAAAAAGUAGAACCUGGUAACAAAGAUGUACUUAAUAUUCCUUUGGCUGGCAAAAGGCAAAAAGCUAGCUCUCCACUGCCUGUGUGUCAUUGGUAUGUACUGGUAACAAAAGGAGGAAAGUUCAAUCCAAAAAUCUUCUGGUUUUGAAGAAAGCCCCCAAAAUAUAAUAUUUGGAACCUGUAGUUUUGUCCUGCAAAAGAUUAUUACUCACCACAAUUCAACCACUUGCUGCAGUUAUGGAUUACAGAUGCAUGUAACGGCUGCUCCUGAAACAUGAUGAAUAUCAACUUUGCUGCUUCUUCAAGGAAGGACAGACUGGGCUUGCUUGUAGUGGGCAGGGAGGGAAAACUGUUGUUAAUGUCAUGCUAAUCUGAACUUGGACUUAGUCCUUCCCUGGGUGUGUACUGUGGCUAUGUUUGGGUACAAGGAUGUUCAGUUUAUAUCAGCUAAAAAGAGUAGCUGAUACCUCCUGGAUAAUGGAAACCUAUUUGGAAACUGUUCUUAUUCUGUGUAAAAUUCUCAUUUCUGUUCCCUUUGUUCCUAAUUGCUCUGAGAGUAUUUGUGGAGAAGCAGUUUAUCAUAUGUGGAGUCCUAGUCCCCUGGUUUGGGAUCAAGCCUUUUUAGAACUCAAAUUUAUGCAGGGUUGGGGAGGAACAGAGAAGAAACUAAAGUAUCGGUUUUCAUGAAAAGGUCCUUAGUCAUGUACAGCUAGAUUCUGCAGCCCCUAAACAAUCAGUGCUCCCCCUGAAGUCACAGGGAGAUUUAAAGAUCAUCUUGAUACAAUGGGAACCCCUAAAAAUAUUUAGUUGCCUCAGGUACCUAAGCUACAUUGCCACAAUUAGUUGCAGCAUCCCCUGCACUAGGCUACAGUUUUGAAAUAAUGUUGUUAAAUUUACCUAAGGGCAACUGCUAUAAAAUGAAGCCCAAAAGAGAAUGAGAGAAAUACAGCACUAUACGGAAUUGUUUGUAAAUAGACCGUCUUCCAUAGUUUUCAUGCAACUUCAACAGCUCUCAGUGUAUUACAAUAAAACUUAACCCCAGUGUAACUGAAUGAAUACUAACAGUCAUGAUUAGAAUGAUUUUUUUAAUGGAAUGAUAAAUGUGAAAUUCUGGUACGGAAAGACAUGUUGGAUUGAGUUCUCUAUAUUUUUUUGUUCAUUUAAUUCUGUAAUAGGAAUUUGUUAUUUCAUUCCUGUGCAUAACUUAUUUAAUGUACUGUAUAAAGGAACCCAAACUGUUACAGAUGUUAUUUAGUUUCUUCUACUCAAAGUAGUCAAUAAAAAAGACUAUAUUCAUCAUA